Molecule: messenger RNA, 3886 nt
Organism: Mobula hypostoma (lesser devil ray)
Lineage: Eukaryota; Metazoa; Chordata; Chondrichthyes; Myliobatiformes; Myliobatidae
Product: transmembrane protease serine 6
Exons: 18
Coding region: 114-2501 (795 amino acids)
Biological process (GO): proteolysis
Molecular function (GO): serine-type endopeptidase activity; protein binding
Source: RefSeq, a predicted model, not a curated record
CAAGGUAUACCGCCUCACCUCAAAUAAACCCCGGCGGCGGGACAGGGUGAGCAGAGUGGGAGAGCCAGUGGCCCGCACUGUAGAUCUGGCAGUAGCGGAAGGGAGAUCCAACAAUGAGUGCCCAAGACCCCGGCAAGUUCCCAGUUUCCACAAUCUGCGCGGAGCCGAGAGGCCAGUUGGAUCUCAGCGCCAACAAGGGGGCAAUUAUCACAAAGUCUACGCAUGCGAACUGCAGGAUAAUAGCGAUUAUUUCUGUUCUGGUGGGAGCACUGAUGGUUGCCGGAGCUGCCGUUGCUGCCUGGUACUUCCUGACUAACCAGUCCAAAGACAACAGUGAAAAGGUCGGACUCUACUAUGUGGGAAGUUUGCGGGUGAUCAAUCAAGAAUUCAUCAGCGAGUAUGGACAGAACGAGAGUCCAGAGUUUGAAAGCAAAGCUGCGGAUGUCAAUGAGCAGAUCAAGGAAGCAUUGUUGUCUUCAGACAUUGGAUCGUACUACAAUAAAUCAGUAGUCUACACUUUUGGGAAGGGCAGCCUACUGACAUAUUUCUGGGUGGCCUUUCAAGUAAAAACUACCAAGGAAAACGAAAUCAACAGUGACUUGGUAAAGGCGUCGAUCAAUAACCUUUUUGAAUCUCAAGAAUCAACAGAUUACCAGAUCCAGCUGGAGUCAACUAAGAUAAGCAAUCUAUCGAAAUAUGAACUUGAGACCUUGAUAUCAGCAGCAGAAUGCCACAGUUAUUACUUCAUCGGCACCACAAACAGCGUCAGGCUGAGCGGUCCUGACAGCAAGUACAAGAGCUGCUUCUGGCACCUGCAAGGUCCUGCCGGGCACCUCCUGAAGCUGAGGCUGGAAUGGGUGAAGGACUAUUGCCGGGACCGCAUCUUGGUGUACAACGAGAUCACGGUCAGCCAAAUGAACCUCCUCACCUCCCUGUACAAAUGCAACUGGCACGAACCGGCAGUCGAAAUCCUCUCUUCCAGUAACGUCAUGUCCAUUGUCUGGAAGGAGGGACGUUACAGCAGCUCUCAGACCUUCAGAUUCUCAGCACAGGCUCUGCCAAUGCCAGAAUGCUUUGCUAACAUCACCUUGAGAGAAGAAUGGGGCAUUCAAGGCAACUGCAGCACGCCGUACUUUCCGAGCUAUUACCCACCCAAUGCCCACUGUACCUGGUACUUCACUGUCCCAUCCCUUGACUAUGGAAUCACUUUGUGGUUUGACGGCUACGAACUGAACACACCCUUGUUCAGAGAUCCCUGCUCCCAAGGCCAGUGGAUGGUGCAAAACCGAAAGCUGUGCGGACAGAGACUGCUGCAACCGUACGCGGAGAGAAUCUUCGCCGUGGCACUGACCACAAAAGUGACCUUCAGCUCCGAGGUGACGCUGACGGGGCCGGGCAUCCAGUUCCAGUACAGCCUCUUCAACCAAUCCAACCCCUGUCCUGAUGGUGUCUUUUGCACGGUGUCUGGUCUGUGCGUCCCAGAGUGCGACGGCCUGAAAGACUGCAGCAAUAAUGCGGACGAGAACAACUGUGUUUGUCCUGCGCAGCAUCUGUGCACCGGGGGGAGCAGCUCCUGCCUGUCGCUUCACAAGGUCUGCAACCACGUGAAGGACUGUGAUGGAGGGAGUGACGAGGAGAGUUGUAAUGAGGCCGUACCAUGUAGCCUGUUCACCUACAAGUGCGACGAUGGCUCCUGUGUGAAGAAGGCAAACCCUCAAUGUGACUAUGAGAGGGACUGUGAGGAUGGCAGUGACGAGAGGAACUGUGAAUGCGGCCUUCAGAUGAGCAAGAGCCGAAUUGUUGGCGGGACCAAUUCAACGGAGGGGGAGUGGCCUUGGCAAGCGAGCCUGCAGAUCUACGGCCAGCACGUCUGCGGAGGGAUGCUGAUCAAUGAACACUGGGUGCUGUCCGCAGCCCACUGCUUCCCCGGCAGUUAUGCACCACCAGAGUUUUGGACGGUCUAUCUUGGCAAGUUCAAGUUAAGCACCGUGGGCAGUAACGAACUCAGCUUCAAGGUACAGAGAAUCAUUGUCCACCCUUACUAUGAUGGAGAAACAUCCAGCAACGACGUGGCCCUCCUCAAGUUAGACCAGCCCGUGCCCCUCGCGCCAACCAUCUGCCCGAUCUGCCUCCCUGCCACGACGCACGUCUUCGAAGCAGGCCAGCUGUGCUGGGUCACGGGCUGGGGAGCGACCGAGGAAAAAGGUCCAGUAGAAGAUGUUCUUCAGAAAGUGGACGUGAAACUGGUGGAUCAGUCAGUUUGUAAUGAAGCGUACUCCUACUCCAUCACGCCCCAGAUGAUAUGUGCUGGUUACCCAGAGGGCAAGAAGGACUCCUGCCAGGGCGACUCUGGAGGACCGCUGGUGUGCGCGGAGUCGAGCGGCAGAUGGUUCCUGGCCGGAAUUGUGAGCUUUGGUUAUGGCUGUGCCCGACCGGAGUACUACGGCGUUUACUCGCGCGUCACCAGAUUGAUCACCUGGAUCCGCAGCGUCACCUCGUAACCAAAGCAGACCGCUCGUGCACCAGGUGUGGGAGGCUGACCAUCAGUGGUGAUGUCACAGGGACCAUCUUGAACGCACCACAACACUCAGCAGCUUUUGACGAUGUCAGCAUGAGAAGGUCAAAGCUCAGCACCUUUUUGAUUAUGUCAGCACAGGAUGAUCAAGGCUUCUGACCUUUUUUGAUGAUGUCAGCAUAAGAAGGCCAGUACUCUGCACCUUUUGAUGACAUCAGCAUGGGAUGCCCAGUGUGACUUUUGUAAAUACUCUAUCAGGCCGAUAAGGCAGGAGUUGGGACCUUUUGUAGAAAUUUCUCCAUCUGUAUUUUUGGGAGGUUUGUGCAGUUCUGGGUAAAGAAUUUUAGGAACCAAGGGAUUCAAAAGCCAACCAAGAUAAUGUUAGAAUUGGUUACCACCACUUCCUAGACCCAUCAAUACCCAGGGCACUGGACGCCAUCUCUGUCACCUGCUCAUAAACAGACUGGGAGGGUGGAGAGUGGAAGGUUAGGGGCAUUGAUCCAAUCCCGACUGACUCAUUUCCAAUUUGUUUCUCCCCAGCUUUGUUUUGUUACCUGCUACACACCCCCCACAUCACACUAGCAACAUUCAACUGCAAUCAAUGUUGGAUUUUUCAAAUUGCCCCCCUCCCCACCCCCACCCCCACCAGGAUUGCGUGCUCAGUAUGAGAUCUUGCUGUGCACAGAAACAUUUUGUCCCCAUGGCUCACUACUCCUCUUCAAGAAGGGUGUCCUUGCCUUGAGUGGGCUUCGGGACAUCAGGAGGCUGUAAAAGGCACUUCCUGCACUGUUCCCCCGGGGAGGUUCAGGGAGUUUAACUGCGGCCUCUAACGACACGGCAUAUUGACCCCUAAGUAGACUGUCGCCACCGAGGCACCUUUCAUUCCAACUGUAGAAACUGAGGCCAUUCUUCCCAUUGAACCAAAACUGGAAGUUUGGAAUAUCCACUAUUUAUCCCCACACACCCAAAGGUUUCAAACCCCCACCCCCCCACCUCUCUCCCUUUGAAAGUCCCUGUUAAAUCUACUUCUACAGUCCUUUCAGCAGCUAUCCCAGAUCACUGCCUGAAACUUCUCCCAUCUUUCCUCUGCAUCUUUUGUCAAUUGACUUUAAAUUUGUCCCAUCUGAUAUUGCCUUUGGAAGGUCAUAAAUCAAUUCUCUUUUAUAUCUCCGUUAAAUCAAAGUUCAAGGCAAAUUUAAUAUUAAAGUGCAAAGAUCGCACCAUAUACAACCCUGUGAUUCGUAUGCUUGCAGGCAUUCACAGUAGAUAUGGGAAACAAAAUGCAAUCAAUGAAAGACUGCACCAAUAUGGGCGUUGAUUCAGACAACAAACUCUGCAAAUACAAAAAUAAAGAAAUAAUAAUAAUAAUAA